Messenger RNA from Lasiodiplodia theobromae, 1797 nucleotides. RefSeq lists its product as uncharacterized. The record is from RefSeq and is a predicted model, not a curated record. The coding region runs from base 1 to 1797 and encodes 598 amino acids. The transcript has a single exon. NCBI's taxonomy places the organism in Eukaryota, Fungi, Ascomycota, Dothideomycetes, Botryosphaeriales, Botryosphaeriaceae.
AUGUUCCUUAACACUCAACGCCUGGUCCACCUCCCGCGCAACCCGCCGCAGCCGCCGCCGCCCGAAGCGGAGCUUCCGCGCGGGGAAUGUCGCUACCUUCACCGCGAGGCCGGCCUGGCAGACCGCCAGCGCUGCGUCUGCCAGGGCUUCUCUCUGGACCGCCGCCAGCCCGUCGGCACUGCCUGUGAGUGCGGCCAUCCGGCAUGGGUCCACGUCCAGCAGCCCAUGGCAGCCGUCACCUACGAGGAGCACUCGGCCCUGGUCGACGAGCUGCGCCGCUUCAAGCUGGACCAGGACCGCCAGCUCCAGAACUUGCAGACCGAGCUCGCUAAGACGCAGCAUGAGCUCAUGGCGCAGCGCGCCCAGAACCUCGAGCGCGAACGUCUCUUCAAGCUGCUCGAGGCCCGCUUGUACCAGAACAUGAAGGACUUGAAGAUCGAGCUGGACGACAAGAUGGACGGCAUGAUCGACCAGCAGCACGCCUUCCAGCGCAAGCUGAUCGACGUCGAAGACACCACCAUGGAGCACGAGAUCAAAAUCGAGAAGAUGGAGUCUGGGCCCAACGCUGUCGUGACGCGGGACCUCACGCCGGUUCCUGAGGCCUCGCCCAACGACGACCUCUCCAUGGACACGGCAGUCGAGGAGCCGCCUACCGCGCCCGCCGAGAAGCCGGAGCAGCCCUGGAGCGUCAAGGUGAUGAUCGUGCCUCGGCGGAGCCAACAGUUCGCCUUUGACGUCGACAGCAAGGCGUACAGGCGAUGUCAGUCCCGCAAGCUCUUCCAGGAAACUGAAUUCUCAAGCAGAGACAGCGCGAACUUCCACUUCACCAUCGACAAAGCAUUUUCUCACGUCCUCAAGGGCCGUGCUUGGGUCCCUCUAGUCGGCUACCGCGCGCAGAACGACUACUUCGGCCGCAUGGCUCUACGCCAGCUGCCCCCUGAGCUUUCGUCCGGCGACCUCUGGGACUACUACUUCCUCGACCACUACUGCAUCACGCACGACAAGCUGCAGGGCGACCUGCUCUACAUCGCCCUGCGCGACUCGGACCUGGCCUGGGACGAGAUCAAGGCUCUGCCUGCUGUCUUCGGCGCAAACGAGUCCUCGUGGACGCACGAGGUCGACCUGGACGGCCCUCUCCCCGAGACGACGAAGCAAUCCGGUGCCCCUUUGGGCCGGCUGGACCGCACGGAUCUGAUAUACGGCUACUCGCCCAGCCCACCCCCUUACACGUCGCAGAGGCAGUCGUCCACCCUGCAAACGGAGCCACAGCCACAGCCACAGCAGCAGCAGCAGCCUCUGCCUCCGCUUCAGCCUCCUCAGCCGGAGGCCGCCGCUGCUCUCCUCCAACGCGAGAACAGCAACAGCCGCAUGUCGACGCCUCUUGGCGUGCUCGCAACGGCGUCGGCAUCCGUCCUUGGCCACGCCCUCAGCCGCCACCCCACGUCGCAGUCAGCCACGGCGCAGUCGCUUAGGAGCCUGGGCAGCAGCAUCGAGGACGGCUCCGACGACGAGCACUCGCACCGCGACAAGAUUCGCAAGUUGCGUCCGAAGCUGUCGGAGCCGUCGAUGCCGUCGGCGGCCGCCGGGCAUGGACACUCGAGCGGGUCGUCACACCACCACCAUCACCACAGCAGUCACCACCACCAACAACAGCAACAGCAGCCGCCGAGAGUGUAUUAUUCUGGAAGGAGCAAGCGCAAGAUGCCCGUGCGCGAGAAGACCAAGGAGCCGUUGCAGUUUAAGCUUCCGAGCUUGUUGCAUCAUCGCACUAAUAGUAAUAAAGAAGAGACUGCGUAG